AUGCAGGUGCCCCCAGGAGGCUCGGGAAGAAAGAACUCCAGUACAUCGUCAACUCUGUCUGGAUACCGAGUGUCCUCUACCGCACUGCCAUCAGUGAUGCCAUUAGUCCCAGCCCUUGACACCCUAUUCCGUAAGACGGCGCGCCGUGUCCUCAAGCUACCCCACGACCAUCCCACCGAGUGGUUUUUCGACCCUACCGAUGGUCUGGGACUGGUCCACUGCGAACGUUUCAGCCACAGCCAACGCCACUACCACUUCCUACGUAUUGCCAACGACCGUGUCUCACCUACACAUGACCUCCUCAUGGAAUCACUCGAGGCCUACCAACUGGAUAGCGGACUUACCGACCACCCUCCCGCCUUCCGCAUACCCCCACUUGCCGCAGACGCCACUCUUCUUGGCACGAUACCCCGGGACCUUGCCAUCUUCAAGCCAGCCCUCACCAUCACCACGCUAUGGCACCAACCUGCCGACAGCCUUUCUCUUCGUCCCAAUGACCACCCAAUCUGGGCGUACCACACCCCAGCCCUGGGUACGACCCUCAUCUCCAUCAACAGGCUCCACGCAAAAAAGGUCCGCUGGGUGGGGGACAUUACCAACGACAAAGGCACCAUGCUGCUUAGCCUUGCGUCUAUGGACCAGUCUCACGCUCCAACGGUUUGCUCCCAUUUGGGACGCCAUCCCCAAAACGGAGCCACCCACCCCCACUGGCACUCCGGCAACAAACAUUACAGUGGCCCCCCCACCCUGCCACCCAACCCCUGCCUCCCCCACUGCCAACUCCACAUCGUACAUCCGUACCCUACCGUAUCGGACGUUGAACCAGCCUCCAAACCCAGCAAACACAAGCGGGCAUUGAAAUUGCCGUCGCCUUCUGGCACGAACUCCAUAAAGACUCCGCCAUCUGGUACACCCCAACACCGCGCGAAGCACGCGGCCGCCACCGACUGGUACCAUUACGGGCUGUACGGGGAAAAUAAUCGUACCCUCAUUGCCUCAACUGCGGGGAGCUCCACCGACCUGGACCCGACCCCUACAGGGCACCAGCCUCCCCCGCAUGCAUCGCCGGCCUGUACCGCCUGCCACCGCCUAGCGGACACUACUAUCUUUCUCGACUGUGGUCAAUGGUAUCACAUGGCGUGCAUCCCACACUGCCAAGUCGUUCCGCACCACAGCAUCCCGACCUACGGUCUCCACACCCUUCCCCUACGUGCUAUGCACACUCAUGCCGUCGGUGACGGCAGUAUCAUGCACCAGGGUACCCCGGUUGCACACGGACAUGGAGCUACAUGGGCCGAGACGGCACUACCCUCGCGGGAUCCAUACAAGUACACGCCAGUCACAGCACAUCCACGCGCUGUGAACUCCACAGCAUACUGGCUGGCCUCCAUCAAUCUGGAGAUGCUGCGCUCCAAAUCUGCGACAACACCAAAUCCAUUGGACUGGUUGUUCUCACCCGGUCCCUAA
Messenger RNA from Aphanomyces astaci, 1467 nucleotides. RefSeq lists its product as hypothetical. The transcript is spliced from 3 exons. NCBI's taxonomy places the organism in Eukaryota, Oomycota, Saprolegniomycetes, Saprolegniales, Verrucalvaceae. The record is from RefSeq and is a predicted model, not a curated record. The coding region runs from base 1 to 1467 and encodes 488 amino acids.